GUGAGGGCAGGGUAAGUCCUUCAUUUCUAAGAAUUGAAAGUUAUAUCUGGUUAUUUUUGUCCAGAGUACAACAGACAGCGUUUUCUUGAAGCUUUUUUACUAUUUGCACAUGACCUGAUGGUGAGGCUGUUGUGCAAGUGACAGACACUUGUGGAAUUACGUAAUGGCUGACCCAAAGUAUGCAAACCUUCCAGGUCUGGCUCCUGAUGACGAGCCAGAUACGUUUGAGACGGAUGAGCGACCGGAGGCCGACCAGGAUGCCGAUUAUGACGACGAAAGCGAGAACGUGGAAAAGCUGCAUGUAUCCGCCACGGAGGCCUUCAACAAGUUCAAAGACAAGAGCCUGGAUGGCCAGAAGGCGGACUUCUCAGAUCGCCUCCGAAGAGGACUGAACACGGGCUACGCGGCACGCACUGGCCAGUGGGAGCUGGCCGGCGAGGGCGAGCCAGAGACCGUCGUGCAGAAGUACCAGCGGCUGAAGCUGGAGGUGCAGCAGCUGGACGAGGAGAUCGCUAGCGUGCAGUCGGGCCUGCAGCCGGACUCGUCGGAGGAGGAUCGCUCGUCGGCCCAGAUCGGCGCCGAGGUGGAGCGGCUGCACCGGCACCUGGCCGAGGUCAACCUCGAGCAGCUCCUCGGCGCUCAGGUGCUCAACGCCCUGGGCGACCCGCAGGGCGCGCUGCGCAGUAAGCUGGAGCUGCAGCUGUCCCAGCUAGCAAGCGGGGCCGCGCCAGCCGCCAAGUCGGCCGCUCCGGCCAGCGGCGAGGGGGCCACCUACGAGCUGCACGUGCGCCCUGAGAAGGCGCGCGCUCAGCAGGCGUCGGCGCUCGGCGAGCUGGAGAAGCGACUCGAGCGCAUGGAGCGGGCCGUGGGCGCCACGCCGGAGAAGAUGAGCCGGCUGUCGGCCGAGACGCGGCAGCGCUCGCUGCUGUCGGCCGUGGCCACUCUCAGCUCGAAGGUGGCCCUGCUGGACCCGGCCACGCUGGAGGCGGCCGAGGCGCGCCUUCAGGCGCUCCACCAGCGCAUGAACCAGCUGGCCGAGCAGCGCGCCGCCGGCGUCGACGCCGACAAACUGUCCACUAUCACGGAGCUACACGACCUGAUGCAGAAGACGGCCGGCGUCCAGGGCGAGCUGCCGGCCAUCCUGGAGCGUCUCAACUCUCUGCAGACACUGCAUGAUCACGCGCUCAACUUCUCGCGCUCGCUGACCCAGCUGGAGUCGGCGCAGCAGAAGAUCGAGGCGGGCCUGAGCCAGGGCGAGGCGCGCCUCGGUCAGGUGCAGGCCGACUGCGCCGCCUCGCUGGACACCAUCAAGCAGGGACUCGACUCGCUCGCCGCUCGCCUCGCCGCCGUCAAGAAGUAGCGCCGCCGCCGCCUGAAGCGCGACGGCCGGCGCCGGCGCCGGCCGGCUGGGCCUACUGCACCGCAUUUACAGCGCCGCUUAUGUGCUCUGCCUUCGGUGUCGUUGCCGGCGUUUGGUCCCAAAGUUGUGCGGGCAGCUCUCGUGUGGGGCUGGAGGCUUGAGAAGUGAUACCCAGAUGCGACUGGAAUACUUUUGAGAGAAGAGCGGUGGUCUGUUGCAUGGUUUGGUACUGUGGCCUCCAGGGCUUGUUUCGAUUCAUUUCAGUCUGUGUUUGAAUUAUGAAACUCGAACCUGGAGUGUGAUGGUCUUCUUGCGUGGCGGCGAGUCUUCCUGGUAUAAUUCACCCCACACUUAACCACCAUUGUGAAGUCACUAGAACUGAGUAACUCCUGAGUGUGGGGUACGAUAGCCUGGGGCUGCAUUUGUAACCGGAUGUUUUGGGCUUUUUUUGGAUACGCGUACAGUCUUGAUGUGUCCCCUAUUUAACUGCUUGUCCAUGAAACUGCACGCUUUAGUUGUCGCUUAGAAGGCAAGUGAAUAUUUAUUAAGGUGAGUAUUAGAAGCAAAUAAAACAGCAACUGACAGCAAGGCUGUAUUGUAUCUUCUCAGUCGCAGACUUCGUUCCUAAAUUCCAUGCGAUUGUUUCGAAAAACAAGGCCAGCGGCGGAUACUC
Pollicipes pollicipes is the source of this 2033-nucleotide messenger RNA. Its product is annotated as dynactin subunit 2-A. Lineage: Eukaryota; Metazoa; Arthropoda; Thecostraca; Pollicipedomorpha; Pollicipedidae. Gene Ontology annotation, biological process: microtubule-based process. The transcript has 10 exons. The coding region runs from base 164 to 1360 and encodes 398 amino acids. The record is from RefSeq and is a predicted model, not a curated record. Gene Ontology annotation, cellular component: dynactin complex.